This is a messenger RNA of Mycosarcoma maydis (corn smut), 1473 nucleotides long. RefSeq lists its product as uncharacterized. The record is from RefSeq and is a predicted model, not a curated record. The transcript has 4 exons. NCBI's taxonomy places the organism in Eukaryota, Fungi, Basidiomycota, Ustilaginomycetes, Ustilaginales. The coding region runs from base 1 to 1473 and encodes 490 amino acids.
AUGGGUAUCAAUGCUGAACGCACCGACUUCUUCGAAACCGUUUCCGAGCGCGCUUCUGACACCCUCAAGCGUGCCGACAGCAGCUUUGACGAAAAGUCGAAACGUAAUGAACUCUUCACCACUCACCUCAAAUCGCCGCUUGCCACCCCUCGAACGAGAGAUGAAGUGCAUUAUAGCUCACAUGUACCCGCCCAACGCCCCACGGCGGAUCAUCACCCACACCUCCUAUCAUUGUGGCCUUCGACGAACAUCAAUCAGCUCAACAGCCUCCGCCGCGCAUGGAAUUGGAUCAAUACCCAACAAGCCAGCGCCAAGACCACGACGUUCUGGCUUGUGUUGAUCAGUACCAGCAGCAGUGCGGCCGAUUUUGUCAAGCAUGCCCACCGUAACGUGUUAUCAUUGGCACUGCCCAUUUUCAUCGGCCCUUUCUUGCGCCUCGCAAGACUUCUGCUGGACUCUCACAUCAUUUACUACGGACGACCGCUGUGGAAGACAUUCAAUUCUGGAAGCCUCUGGGUGAUGGCCAACCACAAAUUGAUGGGUGGCGAAGACUUUGCCAUCCGCAAGACCGCCCACUGCUUCAGCAUCUUGGCGUCUCGUCUCGCGCUAAGCCUUUCGCCGACUGAAUCGCCAAACUCGGAACUCUUUGCAAGACAGAAGCAAUUCGUCGACAGCACAGUAGAUCGCCACAUGCGCAUUGUCACGCAUGUUACCAGCGAGGGUGUCAUGCACGUUGAAUCUCCAUCAGAGCCUGUGCUAGCCAUCGCUGCUUCCAAUAUCAUGCUGGCUCCCUACCUCCAGUCAGCUGAGAACGCGAGAGGCUACACGUACGCAGACAUCCUCAAGAAAUUUCAGCAAGAAUGCUUGCUCAACCCCGAUGUUGCCUUGCUGAAGGGCAGUUUCGGUGAACUUGCCUCGCGGAUCAUCUUGAUGGUUGCUUGCGACGCCGUGAAGCGCAAAAAAAUCGAACAAACCGAGCCAAAGGAAUCGUCGGACACCCAGCACGUGGGCGCCAGCAUCUACGCCAAGCCCGUCAUCUCGACCGGCUCUUCGUUGAUGGUUCAUCCACCGAUGCCCUCUAACAUCACUCUUGAGCCCAGAGAGGGCGAGAGGCACGCUGCGCGCUACAUGACCUACAUUGCCUGGGAAGCAAAGAACCGAAGGGAUCCACAGAGCACCACGGUCCCUGCUAGUUCAGCGCCUGUCGUUGCUGGACCGGUGAUCAAGAGCGCCUCGAUGGCACCGCCAAACGAGAAGCCACUGACCGAACAGGCUCUGUUGAUCGUGCUUUUCGACCUUGGCACAAGCACCGGGUUCAAGAAAGCGCAAGACGGCUCUCGACCGCAAGUGACGCCUAUUACCGGUCAACAGUGUCCUCGGCUGUGCAUUCGGGGUUUGCUCGGCCCGCACGCUUACCCCUGUCUCGACCUUUUCGAGGCCCGUCUCAACCUUGGUGGACAUUCUGUCGUCUAG